Molecule: messenger RNA, 984 nt
Organism: Saccharomyces mikatae IFO 1815
Lineage: Eukaryota; Fungi; Ascomycota; Saccharomycetes; Saccharomycetales; Saccharomycetaceae
Gene: BET4
Product: Rab geranylgeranyltransferase BET4
Exons: 2
Coding region: 1-984 (327 amino acids)
Biological process (GO): protein geranylgeranylation
Cellular component (GO): Rab-protein geranylgeranyltransferase complex; cytoplasm
Molecular function (GO): Rab geranylgeranyltransferase activity
Source: RefSeq, a predicted model, not a curated record
AUGCACGGCAUUAAAAGGAAAGAUUGGACCAAAGAACUACUGAGACAGAAAAGAGUUCAAGACGAAAAGAAGAUAUACGAAUAUAAAAGCUUGACUGGAGAUGUUUUGAGUUUGAGGGACGAGUAUAUUUAUUCUACUGAGGCUCUGAAGAAAACAUCGCUACUUUUAGAGAAAAAUCCAGAGUUCAAUGCUAUUUGGAAUUAUAGGAGAGAUAUCAUAACUAAUUUGGCCUCUGAAUUGGAAACUAGUUUCUGGGACAAAGAAUUGAUCUUUGUAAUGGUUCAAUUGAAAAGCUACCCUAAGGUCUACUGGAUAUGGAAUCACAGGCUUUGGGUUUUGGAACAUUAUCCUGGGGAUUCACCAAAGGUUUGGCAAACUGAACUUGCUGUUGUUAAUAAGCUACUAGAACAAGAUGCAAGAAAUUAUCACGGGUGGCACUAUCGUAGAAUAGUUGUUGGAAACAUAGAAAGGAUCACUAAUAAAAGUCUUGACAAGCAGGAGUUAGAAUACACGACAACAAAGAUUAACAAUAAUAUUUCAAACUACUCUGCAUGGCAUCAAAGAGUACAAAUUAUAAGCAGAAUGUUUUUAAAAGGAGAAAUUAAAGAACAAAAGGAGUAUAUUCAAGCAGAAAUCUCCUACAUUAUUAACGCCAUAUUUACCGAUGCGGAAGAUCAAUCCGUAUGGUUUUACAUUAAGUGGUUCAUUAAAAACGACAUUGUUUGCAAAACAUUGGAUAAAGAAGAAUACCUUCAAAUGAUAGAGAAUUUAAGAGAAAACGUUUUGUUAAUUAAUAACGAUGAAAUUGAAUUUAGUGGAAAGCAAAACAUUUGGUGCUUAAAGAUCCUAUUAGUGAUAGAAGACAUUCUGGAAGAAAAUAAAGCCUUGAAGGAGAAAAACUCGAAAGAAUAUUUGCAUCAGUUGAUAAAUGCUGAUCCAUUGAGAAAAAAUAGAUACUUACAUCUUCUGGAGCAUCUUAAGUGA